This is a messenger RNA of Rhodotorula toruloides NP11, 5745 nucleotides long. Its product is annotated as leucine-rich repeat protein. Bases 1 to 5745 code for a protein of 1914 amino acids. Gene Ontology annotation, molecular function: protein binding. The record is from RefSeq and is a predicted model, not a curated record. The transcript is spliced from 9 exons. Lineage: Eukaryota; Fungi; Basidiomycota; Microbotryomycetes; Sporidiobolales; Sporidiobolaceae.
AUGGCUCACGCACUCCUGUGCUCGCCCGCAACCCGCUUCUCGCCCGACUCGAGCUCCGACUCGCUCAACUCGCUCUCGCCCGCGACCCCUCCCCCUCCCUCGCUCGACUUUCUCUCGCACCUCGGCGACGGCUCGUUCGACCGCGAGGCGAGCCCGACGGGCCAGUUUGACACGCCGACGAGGAGGAAUGGGUAUGUCAGGGAGGAGAAGGACCAGGGACCGCGGCAGAGUACGCUGAAGGGCGGAGUGGGCAUCGACUUGGCUACUCCGCAGCCCGACUGGGUGACGCAUGAGCUCGACGAAGAGUGGAUCGCACAGCCUGAAGCGGAGGCAGACGACGAUGGCGCUUCCACGCGAGGAGGCGAAGGUUCAACGACGAUCCUGGCACCCUCGUUCGCUACCCCGUCCACCCAAUCCCCGACGCUCAUGCCUCCAUCCCCUCUCCCUCCUUUCCCGCCUUCAACGCCCUCUCACCUCCUUCGCACCCAACCUCGCGUACCCAGCAGUCUCCGCCACGCCUUCACAGCCGCUUCCUCGCCCUCAUCCAGCAUCGCCUCUGUCUCGGUUCGCGGGAACGCGACUGAUACAGAAGCCGAGACGGAGACGGACAACCACACGAGGGAUAUGAGCAUCUCCGCUGGGUCAGUCGUCGAGAUCGCCCAUACCGAUGCGGAAACCGACGCAAACGAAUCUCUCGCCGCUCCCCCUCUCAUCGAGUUUAGCGCCGACUUGCCCGCCUCAAACGAAGCUGCCGACGACGAGAACGACGAAUCAGUCGGCUCGGCCGGUACAGUCGUCGUCAACUCCGACUCGGUCGUUGAUCGUGGCUCGAACGCUGCGAGAGGGAAUGAGCAGCUUCAGGCGGCCGUCAGGGCUUUGCGUGGACCUAAUGCGGGAUUGUUCAUGGCUGCUGAGGGCGAAGAGGGAUCCGAGGAGCAGGAAGAAGACGAGGCGGGCAAGAGGAAGGCCAAGGCGCUGUUGAGUUUGUUUGAGCCGCCUAGUCCAGACGCCCUGCCGCCGACGAACCCGCUUCCACCCUCAACCCGUCCCGCACCCUUCCUUUCAUCCUUCACCUUCUCCCCGCCCUCGAUCCUCCCCCCAACUUCCUGGCGCUCACUCAACCACUUCUCCCCGUCCCCUCCUCCUGCUCCUCCACAAGCCGACGAAGACCGCACCCCGCUCGCCCGCAGUCGUGCCCGUCUCGGAGGCGAAGAAGUCGACACUCCGCGCGCUGGAGAAGGGAUGAAGAGGCCGCCUGCGUUGGGCAGGAGGGAGAGGUUCUUGAGACGGAGCGUGAAGGCUGAGGAACGGAAGGAGGAGGAGGGAGGGGAGAGCUCGGACGAUGCGCCUUUUGUUCCUGCGCCCUUGGAGGGAGGGACAGUCACGACUACAUCGGAGGACGACGAGGAUUCGACGGACGAGGAAGAGUUGCGGAACGGCGGUCGUGCGGGAGGAAGCGGGCCGCUUGAGAUGGAGGUCAAGCCCGGGCUUGGGUGGAGCAGCGACGAGGACGAGGGAUCGCUCUCGCGUGACGAUGAGGAGGCCGACUUCCCCUCGAGAAGCAUGUCGGCUCUGCCGACUCCGCCUUCAUUCGACGCUGCGCCCCUUCCGACCGUCUACGAAGCGUCCGAACCCGCUUCCUCCAUUCGCUCACGCACCUCACUCGCUCCUCCCGCUCAACCCUCGCUUCCCCUGCCUUCUUCUCCCGCGCGCAUCCCCAUUCCGUCGCCGCUCCUCCACCCACCCGCAUCACCUCUCAAGCUCUUCCAGCCAACCUACGACACCGUAACCCGCCACCACCUCGCCGCGCUUGUCGACGAGAUCGACGCGCUCUCCUCCAAUCGCGACGAAUACCUCCGCGAAGGUGCACCUGCGCCGCUCAGGCAAUCACAGGAGCGAGAGGAGAAUGUGAGUGACGAGGGAUUCUUGGGCGAGGAGGGGGAGAAGAGGAGCUCGAAGAGGAUCAAGUUGAGUCCCAGGAGCGAGUUCGUCUCGCGCUUUAGGGCGGAUGGCGAGGAUGGGUUGUCUCGCGUCGAGGAGGAAGCGGACGAGGAGAAUCAGACGCCUGGACGGGACGAGCGAAGCAGACGAGGCGGAAGGAGGUCGACGAGGUCGUUCUCGAUCUCUCCCAGCGCACGGCGGCCGACUCCGCUCCGCUCUGCGCGUCGACCACCUCCAUCGUCGCGGCGCCGCACAGCCGACAUCUCGUCCGCCUCGUCGCUCCUCACGCUCCCAACGCUUCCUUCGCCUGUACCGACAUCGCCGGGCGGCUCGAGCCGGCGUAGGGAAGCAGUAGAGGAGGCAGAGCGGGUCAUGGAGCGCAUCAGGAAGAGGGAGGAGGAAAAGGAGAGGGCGAGGGAGGGAACUGUCGUGAAUCGCGUCGAGGAGACGAACCGCUCGUCCGCUUCGCUUUCCGCAACUCCUGUUCGCGGCGAAGCCUCCUCGACUCAGCACGACGACACCUCCCCUGUCCCGCUUCCUCACCUCGCCGCAGCGGCUUCUGCCUCGCUCCGCUCCGUCCUCGGCUCGCCAGCACCCGCACCCGCCUCUCCCUCGCUCGCAUCUUCCUCUUCCCUCGGCUCGGGCGCGAGGCUUCCGUCAACCUUGCUGCAAGAGAAGGGCGGCUCGAUUGGUCGUCGACAUUUCGCGCGUACCCCUGUCGGUGCGAAGAAGAGCGGUAGCUCGAAGGCCAGUGGUCUGCACGUUGGCGUGCUGAAGGGUCUAUGGGGGAACGAAGCGGAAGAUGCGGACAGUGAGAAGGAGGUCGAGCCUAUGCCUACGCCCACCCUCGAGACGGAAUCGGCUGCGGCCGCGACACCCGUCGCUGCAACCCGUCACGCCCGCCAGACAUCCCUUACGACUCUUCACCCUUCUCUUCCCGCGACACAACGCCUUCUCGCCUCGGCCGGCGCUUCCGCUCGCGAGAAAGGUCUCGUCUUCGACUCGGAGCAAGGUCGAUGGAUCCGCACGCCCAGGCGCCUUGCAACGCAUGUGGAGGAGUCGAGCCACGCCGAGACGUCACCCGUUGAAGACCCGCUCGUGGACGCUCAGGAAGAUGAGGACGAGGAGGACCCUUUCAAGGACUUCAGCGAGUUGCGGAGCGACAAAUCCAUCGUCGCGCCACCCGCGGCAGAUACAGCUGCGGAUGCGGCGGUCAACCUUGAUCACCUCCCUCAUGCCGGCGACGGAAGCGGCAGUCUCCCACGUCGCUUCGUCGAAUCCGUCAGCGGCCUCGGUAUCACCAAGGGAACGCCGCCUCUCACCGGUGCUGCAUCGUACGCACCUGAACCACCUUCUUCCGCCAUGCAGCAGUCGCCCGCCGGAGCGUGCUACUUCUCACCUCCGCCAGCCGAGACGCGACCUGCCGAAGAAGGCACCGACGGCCCUCAUCUCGUCCUCGAGAGCGAAGACUCGGCCACUUGGGGCCGCGGCGAUGCGCUGCGGAAGAGGGAGGAGGCGCAGAAGCUCUUUAACGUCGAGGAAGCGGCGCAAGAGGAGGACGAACUGGACGACUUUGCGGAGACCAGCAUGCUCGGGCUGUAUCAGGCGACACAUGGCGAGAUAGAGGAAGAUGAAGACACGACGGCCGAAGCGCGACCUGCGCCGCCCGUCGUCGCUCGUCACCAGCCUUCACACUCUACGCCUCCCGCGACUAUAGCUCCGACGCCUGCCACACCCUUCAGCGCGACUCGUCCUCCUCUUUCCGCCUCUGCACCUCAGCCUCCCCGCUCCGCCCUCAAAGUGCCUCGCGCUCAGUCUGAUCCCCUGGCAGUAACUCCUCUCGCUCGGGUCGUCGCCGCCGCCGGCCCGCCACGCAGCGUCAGUUUCUCCGACGGCAAGACGAGCGGCAAGAUCGAGGGACUCGUGCCUCUCGAGCCGUACAAGCCGUUCGCCUUCCCGUCGAACGCGCCUGUCGGAUUCGGCAGUGGCCUCAAGUUCGAGAUGGGCAACGGACCAGGCUCGUUAGAGUUUGACGAGGGCUUUGAGACCCAGAGCGAAGUCGCCGAGACCGACGAGGGCGACACGACAAUCACGCAGGAGCAGGUGCUCGCGGUUGAGGCGCCGUCCGUGCGAAGUCGCAAGGUUGGCGAAGCGUUGGAGUCUCUCACCCGAGGACCCGCCGAUUCGCCCUUCGCCGCCCAUUUCAGCCGCGCAGCGAACCGAGACUCGUCCCUCGCGCUCUCAGUCACUUCGUCUACCACGUCCUCGCCAACGACGGCCUGUGUCCGCCCUCGCUCGCGCAGCUUCACCCGGACGCACUCGCAGAACGGUAACGCGACCUUCCUCACCGAAUGCUCGUUUGGCGUCUCGCACGACCGCCUGCUCCAGCUCAUCACCGACGUCGAGCCCUUCGAGCCGGACUGGGAGGGUUUACGCAGCAUCGACCUGAGCCGGAAGAAGGUCGAGAGCGUGGUUCGCUUGAAAGAGUUCCUGCCCAAGCUGGACGAGGUGAACCUCAACGAGAACGAUAUCUCAUACCUCACCGGCAUCCCCUCGACCCUUCGCACCCUGCUCGUCUCGUCGAACCGCCUGACAAGUCUCGCAUCCUUCUCGCACCUCCGCAACCUUGAGCGGCUCGACCUCAGCAACAAUCAGCUCGAGUCGGUCCACCAACUCGCCUGCUUGAAGCACCUUCGGGAGUUAAAGGCGGACGGGAACGAGAUCUCAAGCAUUGAAGGGGUUGCCCAGCUCGACUCGCUCGUGCGGCUGAGCCUCAAAAGCAACCGGCUGCAGAGUGUCGACUUUGGCAAGACGAAAUGGACCCGCCUCGAGACACUUCACUUCGCUCGCAACGAGAUUGCCGCGCUCCACGGACUCGAGCACCUCGUCUCCCUCACGACGCUCAACCUCGAACACAACGCGCUGACCGUUAUCGAGCCAUCCGCCGACAUGCCUCGCUUGCGCGUGCUCCGCCUUUCCAACAACCCUCUCUCCGCCCUGGACGUCUCGUUUGCGCCCAAGCUCCGGACGCUGUACGCCGACUCGACCCGCCUCGGCGCUCUCGAGGGUACCGACCAGCUGAGGAAGCUCGAAAACCUGAGUCUGCGAGACCAGUCGGUCGAGGGACUGUCGCUCUCGAUGCCGCACAUCCGCGAUGUCAAGCGCCUCUACCUCUCCGGCAACCCUCUUCCCAACUCAUUCCCGUCAGAAAAGUUCUUCAACCUCGUCUACCUCGAGCUCGCCAUGUGCCAGCUCACCUCGCUGCCCGCCGACCUCGCCAGCGUGAUCCCGAACGUCCGCGUCCUGAACCUCGACUACAAUUUCUUGCACGACCUGGCGCCAUUGCAGGGUCUCUCUCGGCUGACGAAGCUCAGCGUCGUUGGCGCGAGACUGGCCAAGGCCAGACCAGUCGCGACGGUGCUCGCCAGCCUGCUCGAGCUCGAGUCGGUCGAUCUUCGGAUGAAUCCCUUUACGCUCGCCUUCUACCCGCCUCUCGUCCCGCCUUCCGACUCGCUCCUCCCCUCGCACUCCGAGCACCGCAUCCUCCACCCCGACUCGCUCCCCUCCUCGGUCCCAUCUGACGCCAUCGCCGACCCAGCGACGCACAGCUCGGCGUGGCAAGCGCUCGACACCAAGUUCCGCCGCGCCUUGCCGGACGAGUGGUAUCACCGCCGUGCCGCCUACCGCGCCGCCAUUCUCCAGUCUAUCCCGUCACUCGUUCGCCUUGACGGAAUUGAUGCAAUGAAGGAGCGGCCGAAGCUGGCGAGGCGGGUGGAGACGCUGGCGCAGAGGCGGAGUCGGUGA